Aspergillus campestris IBT 28561 is the source of this 1620-nucleotide messenger RNA. RefSeq lists its product as uncharacterized. The record is from RefSeq and is a predicted model, not a curated record. Gene Ontology annotation, biological process: rRNA methylation. The transcript is spliced from 3 exons. Gene Ontology annotation, cellular component: mitochondrion. Gene Ontology annotation, molecular function: RNA methyltransferase activity; RNA binding. Bases 1 to 1560 code for a protein of 519 amino acids. Lineage: Eukaryota; Fungi; Ascomycota; Eurotiomycetes; Eurotiales; Aspergillaceae.
AUGUUCCUCCACUCCCAAUUGAAUGGCUUGCGGCUGUGUUCUCGACUGCCUGUCCUUCCACGGUUCCAGCCGGCUCUCGCGAGACAUGCCUCCCUGAGAUCCGCCAUCGAUCGCGGCAUUCGCAAAAGCCAGGGUCAAAGCCAGGACCAGAGCCAGAGCGCGAGAAAACCUUUUCAAAAUCGUAGAAAUUUCGAUGAUGAAGAACGCGCUCCUCACCGCCGAAGAGAUUCUAACCCAAAGAAGGUCGAACGCAGAAGGGAUGAUACUGAAGAACGCUCUUCGUACCGUCGAAAUGAUUAUGGCCCAAAGAAGUUCGAACGCAGGAGGGAUGAUACUGAAGAACGCUCUUCGUACCGUCGAAAUGAUUAUGGCCCAAAGAAGUUCGAACGCAGGAGGGAAGGUACCGAAGAAAACUCUUCGUAUCGUCGAAAUGAUUAUGGCCCGAAGAAGACGGGAAACUUUCGCGCGUUGCCGAUGGAACAUCAGCGAUUCAAGCAUGGCCACAAAAUCGAGAAACCUCGCGAAGAGCCACAGGAGUCGCGCGAAAAAGUGAUACCCUCGAGUAGACGCGGCACCGACCGGCCGAAAGAAAACGUCAAAGUCCCCGAUUCCAUUCCCUAUACGACUCCCGCUUCGGAAUUCAUCUAUGGCACCAACGCUGUCGAGGCUGCGCUGCGCUGCAGCCGGCGACAGCUGUACACGUUAUAUCUGUACCAGGCGUUUGGAGAGGAGCUCAGCCCCGCGAAAUCGACCAUCCGGAAAGUCGCCUACAUGAAGAAUCUCAAGGUCAAAAUGGCUUAUGGGGAGUGGGAUAAGUUGCUGGACAAAAUGAGCGCAGGUCGACCCCACAAUGGCUGUAUCCUCGAAGCAUCCCCACUGCCUCAACUCCCCGUGCGGAGUCUCCGCGCUGUCCCUUCCAAGGACGAAGAUCACUUCAGCGUGGACUUGGGACAGCAGUCACGGGAAGAAGCGCAGGUUAAUGGAAUGGACAACCACGUUAAAAUCAACCAUCCCCCCAUGCAAGAUCGCCGGAGGUUCCCAGUCGUCCUUCUUCUUGACGGAGUGGUCGACACGGGCAACUACGGCGCCAUAAUCCGCUCCGCAUACUUCCUCGGGAUCGACGCCAUUGUGCUCGCUGGCCGAAACUCGGCGCCCUUAUCCCCAGUAACAAUCAAAGCUUCCGCCGGCGCCGCGGAAAACAUGACCCUCCUCCAGGUCCACAACGAGGUAGACUUCAUCCAAAAGUCGAAACUCAACGGAUGGCGAUUUUACGCCGCGGAUGUUCCGGGCCCAGGGUCUACCUUCAUCGACCCUAUCCCGAGCGUUAUCAUGAUGGGAAGCGAGGCUUCUGGACUUACUCACCACAUCAAGUCGCACGCGGACUCGGUGGUGAGCAUCCCCGGGUCUAGGUUUUCGACGCAUCUGGGAGUCGGCUCGGAUCCUGCCCGCGUCGAUAGUCUCAACGUUAGUGUCGCUGCUGCGCUGCUGAUGGAGAUGUUUCUGCGCGUUCCCCUUGCGGUUUCGGGCGCGCCUGAGAAGCGCACGUCUAAGAAGGCGUAGGCGGGUGUGUUGAUUAGCCGAUCUAAUACAUAUACAAACCACUUGUACAUUAGCAUUGGG